UACUGGAUCAUGUGCCAGUUCGCGAUGUUCUCUAAAUGAAACAUGCCAAGGAUCUUUUCAGAAUCACACAUGCAAAGUAUCACACUGCCAUCCAAAAGACUUGGAAAAAUUCUCAUCUCUCAAGCCAUUUAAAUCCGAUCUCCCUUUGGAUUUAAACUCUCUGCAUACGAUGGAAUGUCGAGAAGGGUACACAAAGACGGGGGGAGAUGGAAGGGUAAAAUGUUUACCCAACGGAAGGUGGAGUGAUGUCAAUCUACAGUGUGUCGAUGAAAAACUUCGAUACAAGUGCAUAAAACGUCCAAGCUCUACAAGAAAAUACAGAUGGCAAGGAGGAAAGAAUAAAUGCGAAGGCCUUGGUGGAUAUCUGGCUGAGAUUGAAUCUCUCCGAGAAUGGGAAUUGAUCAAGAAAAUAAAAAGCGAAAACUGUUCCGGGUCAUUGGGCCCCUGGUGGAUAGGAGGAAAGGAUCGUAAAUGGAUAAGAUCUGGGCAGGCAAUUGAUCACAGCUUUAUACAAUGGAUAAAUCGGGACAAUCAGGGUCAGUGUUUACUUGUCGUGGAGGAGGGAUGGAAGUUUUUCGAGUGCACGGCCGGAGACAAAGAUAUCAUUUGUGAAAAGGAUGGUGUGUUUUGAAAUUUUAAAAAAGGAAUUGU
Molecule: messenger RNA, 651 nt
Organism: Saccostrea echinata
Lineage: Eukaryota; Metazoa; Mollusca; Bivalvia; Ostreida; Ostreidae
Exons: 5
Coding region: 170-631 (153 amino acids)
Source: RefSeq, a predicted model, not a curated record